UAUACAGGAAUUAUUGGCAGCUCUUUAUUCUCUCUCCUAUCCAAAACACUAUUGUCUUCUUGUGUUCUUUGGGGAAUAAGCCAAAUAGACAAUUCAAAAAUAUUAUUGAUGCUGCAAUGGAGGCAAGCCGUAGGCUCAACUCAAGAAAGGGAAGAGUGAAAUGGAUUAUUCCUAUGUCUCGGAUGCAAGUUGGGAGUUAUGAAUGUGGUUAUUAUGUAAUGUUGCAUAUGUUGAAUAUUGUUUCGGCGGUAAUUCUUGAAAUGUGGGAUGAGCGAUUCGUCAAUCCGGAACCAUUCUCAUCAGAAGAGAUUGAUGAAGUACGGACUCGUUGGGCAUCAUAUUUUUUAGAAAUGACGCAAUCCAUCAACGACACAUGAUGAACGUGUUUGUUUAAGUUUUUGAGUGAUGAUGUUAAACAAGUACAAUGUGUUAUUACUCUAGACUUGUGCAAGGAUUGUUUUAUUUUAACUUGUUAUUAUGUACUAAGUUGUUACUUGAACUUGUUUAACAUUUGUGGAAGAAUUGAAAACUAGCUUGUGUUAUUGUUUUAGAUGGAUCAAGUGAACAUGUGAAAAAUUGUGCUAUAGUAGUUGAUGAUACUGUUAAUGAUGUGAU
Messenger RNA from Cuscuta europaea, 615 nucleotides. The record is from the annotation of a GenBank genome assembly. NCBI's taxonomy places the organism in Eukaryota, Viridiplantae, Streptophyta, Magnoliopsida, Solanales, Convolvulaceae.